Molecule: messenger RNA, 1416 nt
Organism: Dalotia coriaria
Lineage: Eukaryota; Metazoa; Arthropoda; Insecta; Coleoptera; Staphylinidae
Product: CLIP domain-containing serine protease B4-like
Exons: 3
Coding region: 159-1136 (325 amino acids)
Biological process (GO): proteolysis
Molecular function (GO): serine-type endopeptidase activity
Source: RefSeq, a predicted model, not a curated record
GGCUUUUAAUAGUAUACGAGGCCGAGACGAUCGCCGCGGGCUCGAAAGAGAGAGAACAUCAACUACAGCAGCACAGGAUACUGUGGGACAGGACAUUGUUAUACCUGGCCAUGCGACCAGCGCGCAAAUCCUGAGAUAAGUGCGACGUUAGUGAUAAGAUGGCCAGCGCGCUUGCGGUUGCGCUGCUGGCGCUCCAGAUCAUUGGGGGCAGCUUGCGUGUGAACGGCGCCGGUGACGGAUGCAAGGGCCGCUUUUACAACCUCCGGCGACAUGUGAACUUCCCGCGUUUGCCGAUGGACACUUGCGGUGAGAAUAACGGCGAUCGCAUCGUCGGCGGGCAAGCGGCGGCGCUCGGUGAAUUUCCCUGGAUGACGCGUAUUGGUUACAAGCUGGAGAAUUGUUCUUCACCGGUUGAGUACCGAUGUGGCGGCGCGCUUAUCACAGCCAAUGUUGUGAUCACCGCAGCGCAUUGCACCACCAAUCUACCGAUUAAUCAGUGUAAAUCAUCCGGAACCUACAACACAUACUAUCCUCAUUCGGUGCGCUUGGGCGAACAUCUCAUCAAAUCCGAUCCGGAUUGCGAGCAGAAUGUUUGCGCUGCAAAGGUGCAAGAUAUUGACAUCAUUGAGGUCAUCGUGCAUCCCUUGUACAACACACCAAAACUACGCAAUGACAUCGCCAUUCUGAAACUAAGAAGGAAUGCUAUUUUUAACGGUUGGGUAAAUGCAUUGUGCUUGAUAGCCGAUAGCCGUGUGACGAUCCAACGUUAUAUCAAUCAGACUGGUAUUGUAGCUGGAUGGGGCAUAAUUAACACAAAAACUCAUGAGUUGAGUAAGAAAUUGAUGAAACUGCGAAUUCCGAUUCUUCCGAUCGAGCGUUGUAUGGAUGCGUACAGGGAUCGUGCGAAUCUUUCAGCGAGAGAACAAGUGUGCGCAGGCGGUAAUAUUGGACAAGAUUCCUGCUCGGGUGAUUCCGGUGGCCCGUUGUUCAUCAUCGAUGACUACGAUGGCGGACCCAGAUAUAGAAUGUUGGGUAUUGUCUCGUUUGGAUUCAAGAAGUGUGCGGUUAAACCCCUGCCCGCUGUUUACACCAAUGUCCUGUAUUAUGGAAAGUGGCUUAUGAAUAAUAUAUUUUAAUCUUGAAUCCCCACUGAAUACCUGGGUUGAUAAUAAAUUUCUUUAACUUUUAUUAUAGGAAAAAAUGAUUAUUAAAUGGUUUUGUAGACGUGGUUAUGUAUAAUAUUUUGUAGGUUAAACAGAUGGCAGUGGUGUAAGUGUGUAACCAAAGUUGCCUAUAUUGUGCAGAAAAAGAAAUUUCUUAAUUAUUUUUUUAUUAUAUUUAAUUUUGUGUGAUACCUACGUGGUUAACUAGUGAAUUACGAGUACUUAAAGUGUGGAAAUAAAAUAAAUUCAUGAA